CUUAGAGUAGUGAUGAUGUCUGGUGAAAUCGUCUACUCCGAUGUUACAUUCACUCGGCAUCAGAACCAAGAUGCUGGAGCAGAAAGUGAAGUUUCUAAAGGUGAGUCUCUCCUCCUCUUUAUUCUCUCUCAUUUAUAUCGUUUUAUUAGUUUUCAAACAUAAGUUUACAAUACAACAUUUCAUCACCUUGGGGGGCGAGGGUUGAAAUGUCAUAAUUCAACAAGGAGUUAGUAACAGAAGAAGGCUGUAUAUACUGAGUGUGUAAAACAUGAAGAACACCUGCUCUUUCCAUUACAUACACUGACCAAGUGAAACCAGGUGAACGCUGUGAUGAAUUAUUGAUAUCAAAUGUUAAAUCACUGUAAGAGACGGGUUAAAGAAGGAUUUUUACCCCUUGAGACAAUCGAGACAUGGAUUGUGUACGUGUGCCAUUCAGAGGGUGAAUGGGCAAGACAAAAGAUUUGAACGGAUUAUGGUAGUAGUUGCCAGGCGCACCGGUUUGUGUCAAGAAAUGCAACACUGCUGGGGUUUUUACACUCAACAGUUCCUCGUGUGCAUCAACAAUAAUGAUCCACCACCAAAAGGACAUCCAGCCAACUUGACACAACUGUGGGAAGCAUUGGAGUCAACAUCGGCCAGCAUCCCUGUGCAACGCUUUCGACACCUUGAAAGGCCUCUGUAUGUAUAAAAAUUAUUAUAUUAUAAUAAUUUGAUAAAAUAUUGAAUUUGGCCUUUACUACUAUAGCCCAUGGAAACACAUUGAAAAACACAUUCAAAAUGGCAAAAAAAAGACAGUCAAAGAACAAAUCAUAAGGAAUAUCAUAAGGAAUAUUUUUAUUUAAUUGUCACGUUCGUUUAAGGACGGGUCAGACCAAGGCGCAGCGUGAAAUGCAUACAUGUUUAUUUUAAAGAUAAACACACGAACAAAACAACAAAACAACGUAACGUGAAGUCCACAGGCUAAACACAACACAAGCCUCUACACGGAACAAGAUCCCACAACAACUGAAUGCAAACAGGCUGCCUAAGUAUGAUCCCCAAUCAGAGACAACGAGCGACAGCUGUCUCUGAUUGGGAAUCACACCCGACCAAACAUAGAAAUACAACACCUAGACUGAGAACAUAGAAAAUACAACAUAGAACUCCACACCCUGACUCAACAUCCUAGAGUCCCAUACGUCAGGGUGUGACAGUACCCCCCCCCCCCCCCCCCCCCCCCCCCCCCCCCCCCAAAGGUGCAGACUCCGACCGCACAAACCUUACAUAACAGGGCAGGGUAGGAUCCGGGUGGGCAUUCCACCUCGGAGGCGGAUCCGGCUCCGGGCGUGACGACCACAUUCUCUCAGCCUCCCCGUUACGCCCCUGGUCUGGUCUGGACCUCGGCACGCUGCUUCCCCUCUCCUUUCUCCCACGAUGCACCAAGCCCUGUCUGGACCCUGGUGUGGGAGACCCCGAACCUGGAGAGGGACUGACGUCUGGGUCUGGACUGGAGCCGCUGACUGGAGUUGGACUGGGCACCGGUGGAGCGAACUGCUCUGGCUCCGGACUGGAGCCGCUGACCGGAGCUGGACUGGGCACCGGUGGAGCGGACUGCUCUGGCUCCGGAGUGGAGCUGCUGACCGGAGCCGGCACCGGUGGAGCGGGCACGGGCCAUGCCGGACUGGACACACGCACCACUGGCUUGGUGCGAGGAGCAGGCACGGGCCGGACCGGACUAGGAACACGCACCACUGGCUUGGUGCGAGGAGCAGGAACGGGCCGGGCCGGACUGGGAACACGCACCACUGGCUUGGUGCGAGGAACAGGAACGGGCCGGACUGGGAACACGCACCACUGGCUUGGUGCGGGUAGCAGGCACGGGUCGUACCGGACUGGGAACACGCACCACUGGCCUGGUGCGAGGAACAGGAACGGGCCAGGCCGGACUGGAGAGACACACCACAGGUCUGGUGCGAGAAGCAGGAAUGGGCCGGGCCGGACUGGAGACACGCACCACUGGUUUGGUGCGAGGAGCAGGAACGGGCCGGGCCAGACUGGGGACACACACCACUGGCUUGGUGCGAGGAGCAGAUACGGGCCGAACAGGACUGGUGAGGUGCACUGGAGACCAGGAACGUUGAGCCGGCACUACCCGUCCUGGCUGGCUGCCCACUUUCACACGAUACGUGCGGGGCGCUGGCACAGAACGCACUGGGCUGUGCAUGCGCACUGGCGAUACAGUGCGUAUCUCUGCAUACUUGGGUUCCUCUAUUAACCCACGCUCCUUAUGUUGCCUAACCAGCUCCUCUCUCCGUGAAUCUACUUCCUCCUUCUCCCUACGAGCCUCCUGCAGUGCCUCCUCUUGAAUGGAGCUCUCCCGCUCUAUUCUCGCUAUCAGCCCCCGUAAUGUGGUGGCCUCCUCUCUUACCCUGCAGAUCCGAUCUUUCUCUCUCUCUCGGCACUCCUCCUCCAGUGAGGACUCCUCCGGGAGCCCCCACGAGUUAGGGAACAGAAACUAAUCGUGGUCGUCGUCAUCCUCCGACUCCUCAGUAUAAAACUGUUCCCACUCUUCUUCCCCAUGGUCGUAGGGACUCAACCUGGAAACCCACUGGGUGCAGUGGUCGGGGCUCUUCUCUCUCGCUCCCCGACCACUCCUUUAGCCCCCCCAAAAAAAUGUAUUGGGGCUGCCUCUCGGGCUUCCUCCUCGGCCGGCGCCUUCUGUGUUGCCGUUGCUCCUCUCCUGCCUGGGCUUCCUUCUUCGCCCAGGGUCCUUUCCCCGCAAAUAUCUCCUCCCAAGACCAAAUCUUCCCCACCUGUGUCCAGGGUGUUUGCUCCUGGGCACGCUGCUUGGUCCGUGUUUGGUGGGAUCUUCUGUCACGUUCGUUUAAGGACGGGUCUGACCAAAACUGUGUAAACCCAGGGGCUAGAGGGAAAAUAAGACAUAUUUUGGUUGGGAUCAAUAUGAGCUUUUCUGAAGUGUGUUUGUAACUGUACUUGAGGAUAAAUAUGAAUUAGUACUAAAUGUUUAACAUGUGGUAUUGUAUGAGUCAGUGGGCAUCUCUUUUAGAAUGUACUAUAGCAUUAUUAUGUAAAGUGCAAAGUUUUUGGCCAUUUCCUUUUGAAUAUAUUCCAUAGGGCCUCAACAAUGGUUCUCCAUAUAUAAUCCUGUUUUGAAGGAUAUGUACAGUAUUAGUGCAAUGUAAAGGGCAUGAGAAGAUGACAGUUCCAUGUAAAGUAGAUGUUAUUCGUCACACUCUGGACAUGUCUGUUGGAUUUCACACUGUGAACCAACUUCCAGACAGACAUACAGACAGAAAGACAGACAGACAGCAUCAACCUGUAACAUUUGGUUCAUGGCCAAAAGUGUUUCCUCAUUUCUCUUGACAAUAAAGUUAGCUUUUCUUCAGAUGUGCUGUAUUAGAAUAUUAGAUUGGUUAGUUACCCUAACAGUUAAUAAAAUGGUUUGCAUGUUGGACCUUCCAGUCAGGGGACUCUAACCUAGUAGAGCUCAAAGGAAAGAAUAUUGAGAUAGUGGAUUGUAAGAGAGGAACUAGAAUGGGACAUUUCUUAUAGAAUGUUGAGAUAGUGGAUCGUGAGAGAGGAAAUAGAAUGGUACAUUUCUAAUAGAAUGUUGAGAUAGUGGAUUGUGAGAGAGAGGAACUAAAAUGGUACAUUUCUAAUAGAAUGUUGAUACAGUUGAUUGUGAGAGAGAAACUAUACUGAACAAAAAUAUGAAUGCCACAAGCAACAAUUUAAAAGAUUUUACUGAGUUACAGUUCAUAUAAGGAAAUCAGUCAAUUGAAAUUAAUUAAUUAGGCUCUAAUCUACGGAUGUCACAUGACUGGGAAUACAGAUAUGCAUCUGUUGGUCAUAGAUACCUACAAAAAAAUGGGCCUUACAAUGACCUCAAGAUCUCGUUACGGAAUUUUUGUGCAUUCAAAUUGCAAAUCGAUAAAAUACAAUCGUGUACGUUGUCCGUAGUUUAUGACUGCCCAUACCAUAACCCCACCACCACCAUGGGGCACUCUGUUCACAACGUUGACAUCAGCAAACUGCUCACCCACACGACACCAUACACAAGGUCUGCGGUUGUGAGGCCAGUUGAACGGACUGCCAAAUUCUCUAAAACAACGUUUGAGGUGGCUUAUGGUAGAGAAAUGUAUCUGUUGCAUUGUGUUGUGUGACAAAACUGCACAUUUUAGAGUGGCCUUUAUUGUCCCCAGCACAAGGUGCACCUGUGUAAUGAUCAUGCUGUUUAAUCAGCUUCUUGAUAUCCCACACCUGUCAGGUGGAUGGAUUAUCUUGGCAAAGGAGAAAUUCUCACUAACAGGGAAGUGAACAUAUUUGUCUACAUAAUUUGAGAGCAAUAAGCUUUUUGUGCAAAUGGAACAUUUCUGGGAUCUUUUAUUUCAGCUCAUGAAACAUGGGACCAACACCUUAGAUGUUGCGUUUAUAUAUAUUUUCAGUGUAGACCGAUACAUUGCUAAUAUAAUAUUGAUAUAGUGGAUUCUUAGAGAGGUACUAGAAUGGUACAUUUCUAAUAGAAUGUUGAGAUAGUGGAAUGUGUGAGAGAAACUAGAAUGGUACAAUACUAAUAGAAUGUUGAGAUAGUGGAAUGUGUGAGAGAAACUAGAAUGGUACAAUACUAAUAGAAUGUUGCGAUAGUGGAAUGUGAGAGAGAAACUAGAAUGGUACAAUUCUAAUAGGGGGUAAUCACCAUGAGGUUGGUUUUAGGGAAAUAAUAUAAUCACGCAUGGGGUGCAAUAUAUAUAAAAUAAAUGAAAAAAAAGAACAAUUUCUUUCUUCAUAUCUCUGUAACCAUAGGAGUAGCCGAACGUGAAGAGGAUGUCACAUACUCUGAGGUCAGAAAACCAGGAGGUAGAGCUAGAGAGCAGGAGGAUCCUGGGAAAGGUGAGGUGUGUGUGUGUUACAGUUAGCAAAGGGUUACAUUAAGUACCCCUUAUUUAACCUUAUGACCUUAUAACCUCUGACAUCCACUCCUUUUCCAGGAAGUGACCCUGACACUAGUGACCCCUCUCCCCCAGUGGGGUCAAAGGCUGCAAUCCCGGAGGGAGGGUCUGGGAGUGUUCCCGUGGUGACCCUGGCGUGUCUCUGUGUUCUACUGCUGGGUCUGGCUAUCACUCUGGGAGUCCUCUGUGAGUAUAGAACCAUUUUACUGAACCCUGACCCUUUUACACUACUGAACCGAACUGGUUAUGCAUCCACUGUAGUUGUUGGCCUGGAACUCUGCUGAAAAGGACAAUGUGCAGAGAAAAUAUCCAAGCCACCCCAGACCAGUACAUUUCAGGUUGGUACGAUAGUGUGAUACACAAGAGAAGAACAAUUACCCUCCAUCUUGUCUCCUUGUCUCUGUUCCAGAUUCUUCCAACAUGACUAGUCUUCAAGCUGAGGAGGCUCGCUUUGCCCAGAUGAAAGAGAAUCUAACAGGUGAGAAUAUCAAUGAUCCAGAGGUCUUUACCAUUAUCAACCCCUUCUAUAAAUGUUUGAGAAAAUCCAUAUAAAUCAUUAAGGUGCAGUUUGUCAAUGGGGGACUGGCUCAGAUUCAAAUACUGCCGUUUCACUGUAAUAUAUGAAUAACAUAUUGUUUCAUUUUAAUAGGACUAUGGUUAGAUAAUAGGUAAUUCUAGCUUGGACAAGGUUUACUUUCUUACUUUAUUGUUAGAUAUGUAAAUAAAUGAAUGUUAUUCAUCCAUAUUAUUUGCUCUUUCAUAACAGGGAAACUGCAUGAACUGCAAGACAACUAUAAGAGACUGCAGAAUGAGAGCCACAACAUAACAGGUAGGUAGUCUAGAGCAGGACUCUACUGACAUGGGACUGACUAGCUGCUGUUCUCCUAUUCAUAUCAGAAUAUUGUCAUUACAUAUCUGUAAUUAUUGAAGUGCUUUUAAAGGCUGGUCAUGACACACAUUAACACCAUCAUCCCAGACAGCCUAGACCCACACCAAUUCACAUGCACUACAGAUCCACAGAUGAAGCAAUCUCAAUUGCACUUCACACUGCCCUCUCCCACCUGGACAAGAGGUGAAAUAACUAUGUGAGAAUGCUGUACAUAGACUACAGCUCAGCGUUCAACACCAUAGUCCCCUCCAAUAUCAUUACCAAGCUAAGGACCCUGGGACUGAACACCUCCCUCUGCAACUGGAUCCUGGACUUCCUGACAGGCCGGCCCCAGGUGGUGAGGGUAGGCAACAACACCUCCACCACGCUGACCCUCAACACGGGGGCCCCUCAGGGGUGUGUGCUUAGUCCCCUCCUGUACUCCCUGUUCACCCACGACUGACCCACAUUCACAUACACUACAUACACACACACACACAAACAUAACACACACACGCAGACCGACACAACAAAAACACACAUACAUACACAUUACACACACACACUUUUAUACUCAUAAUUUGCUGCUGCUGCUACUCUGUUCUUUAUUUUACUCUUAUUAUGAUCCAUCCUGAUGCCUAGUCACUUUACCCUGCCUUCAUGUACAUAUCUACCUCAAAUACCUCAGCAUAUUAAUCUGAUACUCGUACUCCCUGUAUAUAGCUCCAUUCUUUUGUAUUUUAUUUUAUUCCUCUUGUGUUAUUAUUUUGUUUUUAUUUUAAACUCUGCAUUUUAGGGAAGGGCUCAUAAGCAAGAAUUUCACGGUAAAGUCUACACCAGUUGUAUUCGGCGUGACAAAUAAUACUUGUUUGAUUUGACAUACUAAUGUAAAGGGGAAGUUGAACCCAAUUUAACUAAAACUUCUCAUUUCAAUACAAAGUUCCAUGUUAUCAAGAUUAGGAUUAAAUUUACACUGCAGUAGUAUUGCUUCCCCAAAACAUGUUUGAAUAUUGUAUAUGCUAUCAUUGCACUGUAUAUGAGGAAGGAGAGGGGUUUUUCUUGACCAGGGAAAAGUCCUGCCCUAAUGGAAACUUAGUCAUAUGAGUGUGGUGAAGUGCGUUGGAACGUCAUUUUGUACUUCAAAUGUUUUAUGCGCCAAAUGCAUACCUUUGUAUUAUGGCCUAAAUUCAACAGUUAUUUUAUAAUAAAGAAAAAUAUAUUUACAAAAUAAUAUAUAUAUAUUUACAAAAAAUAUGAGGGAUUGGAAAUGAUGCAGACAAUUACAUUGAUAGAAUCCACACUCUAUCUACAACAUUAAAGCUGAUUUGCCCCCUAAAACAAUUUAUACAAUAAAUAAACAGUUAUUUUGUAGGUCACUCUUUCAUUUGCCAAAUGCCCUACAUUAUGGCUCGAAUUCAAGAGAACUACACUGUCUUCUAAUAAGAUAUCAAUCUCUUCUGUUCUUAGUCCAGAGAGAGCUGUUAUUCUCAGAGCUUCAAGACUGUAAGGCCAACCUGACUAGGGUCAAAGAUCUCCUGGCAACCAUCCAA
Messenger RNA from Coregonus sp. 'balchen', 7367 nucleotides. NCBI's taxonomy places the organism in Eukaryota, Metazoa, Chordata, Actinopteri, Salmoniformes, Salmonidae. The record is from the annotation of a GenBank genome assembly.